This is a messenger RNA of Colletotrichum lupini, 1011 nucleotides long. RefSeq lists its product as uncharacterized. Lineage: Eukaryota; Fungi; Ascomycota; Sordariomycetes; Glomerellales; Glomerellaceae. Bases 1 to 1011 code for a protein of 336 amino acids. The transcript has 4 exons. The record is from RefSeq and is a predicted model, not a curated record.
AUGGACGAAUACUUGGAAUGCAAAACUCCUACCAAAAAGGUUGAUGGAGAUGUUCAGAUUGUGAGCUUCACUUGCGAAGGUCCAGAGUAUUGGGAAGAACUUGUGAAGUAUAAUCCCAUUCUGACCGAAACUCCCAUUAGGAACCCAGCAACCCAAAAGCAUGAGAGAAACAACAAGAUCCUCAACAUUUAUAAGAAGCUGAACCCUGAUUUUGCACAUGAGAUUAAAGGAGAUCACCUAGUGGACGACGAAGGUAAAUACAACAUCUAUAACAGGUGGAAUGGCCACACCAAUACUGGCACCAUUGCCCAUCUCAUCCAAAUCAACAACAGCCUUAGUGCCGAGAUUGACAUCGCUGCUCAAGCCACUGUCACAAGGACCGACUUGGUGUACGGUGAACCUAUUACCAACAUGCUUACCCUUUGCGGAGAUGGAUCUGCCUAUGGUAAUCCGAGUAGGAAUUCUGACCCGACUAUUGGUGCCGCAGUCAACGAAGUCUGUCGUCUGGCUCGUGAUACAGAGUGUCCCCUCCCGGUCACAAUCUCUGUCAAAGAUCCUGUCGCUCUGUACAUGUACGACGCAGACUUCUCGUCCUUCCUGUUAGAUCGCACCGGUAAGCGAAGAGGAAACGUUCGAGAAAUGGUCCCGGUUCCCGAAGGGGUCUUUGACUGGUGUGACCGUGGUGAUAUUACCAAGAACAUGGGCCUUCAUCUUGGCGUGUCUAUUCCAAAAGGUCUCAAGACUGAUGACAAUACCCGCGACCUUAAUCUGAGCGAUCUUUUCGACCAAAACAACGGAGGUCGCUACGUGCAUUAUGGAAGCCAGUUUGCCGAUUACAUCUUCAUGAGCGUUUCUGGCGUUGUUGGCCCGAAGCCAGAGCCUCAGAAGGAUGGAGAAGCGUGGCCUGGAAAACCUCAGCCUGCACUUACCUACACUGAGCCGUACCUCCAGAAGCCGGUUAUUGAGCCCAGGGUUCUGGGGAGUCCUGUUCUCUUCAAGAUGAUGGGAUAG